Molecule: messenger RNA, 604 nt
Organism: Anolis sagrei ordinatus
Lineage: Eukaryota; Metazoa; Chordata; Lepidosauria; Squamata; Anolidae
Source: RefSeq, a predicted model, not a curated record
CUGGCCUUGGCUCCGCCCGGCAAAAGGGGCUCCCAAUAAGCCUCCGGGUUUCUCUCCCCUCCUUCCUAAAAGGGAGCCGAAGGGAGCCUGGGCUGGAUCUCCCCCUUCCUCAGCAGCCAUGGCUAGGCAGGCGGCCAAGACGUUGUGGUAUGACCGUCCGCGCUAUGUAUUUGUGGAGUUCUGCGUGGAGGACAGUGUGGAUGUGAAAGUGGACCUUGAUGAUUACAAAGUGGUGUUCAGCUGUAAGAAUGCUGAUGGCGUGGAGUUGUACAAUGAGAUUCAUUUUUAUGCCCGGGUGAAUUCUAAGGAUUCCCAGAACAAGCGCUCAGGAAGAUCAAUCACUCUCUUUGUGCGUAAAUGGAAGGACAAAGUGGGCUGGCCACGUCUGACUAAGGAGGAUAUCAAGGUAGGAGCCACUGCUUUCUCAUGUCUUCUGCAGAAACAAGGUGGGGCUUCUUUGAGGGAAAUGUCAACUGUUUGGUUCAAACUCGCCGUAGAACUAAAAAGGGACAACAGGAAAGGUGAAUUACAGCUGCCACUUGUUAAAAAGUCUAAUAAAAAAGAGAUUCAUCCCAAGACUUUAGGUCAGAUUAGGUUAAUCUGA